This is a messenger RNA of Adineta steineri, 1581 nucleotides long. The record is from the annotation of a GenBank genome assembly. Lineage: Eukaryota; Metazoa; Rotifera; Eurotatoria; Adinetida; Adinetidae.
AUGAACAAUCAACAUAUACCAGGACAAAUUUCAGAUGAUGAUGAACAAAAUUCUCUAACAUCUUAUCAAAAAUUUGAUAAAAUUAGAAUACAUCAAAAACAAGAAGCAAUAAAACGUGGAACAGAUUUACGAACUCGUCGGACACCUCAUCGAACGGAUACAUCUGAACCGGAUGAUAUAAAAGGAUUCGAUAAUAGUUCAUUUCACCCUGACGAUGGUGAACCAACAAUAUAUAAUGGCAAUAAUCAUCAUUCAACAGCUUUUCCAACUUCUGAACCAUUGCGCACCAUUCGUAUCACAUCAAAUGAGAAGGUGACGUCAAAAAACAGUCCAAACAGAUCCCGUCCAUCAACUGCAACAUCUGCUCAAUCUGUGUCACUAAAUCGUUCAACAAAAACAUUACAAGCAGUAUCCGGUGUUACAACUACAGUUAGUGUUGAUGAUGAUGAUGAUGAUGGAGAAGAAAUAAAAUUAAAUGAUUCUGAUGGUGAAAGUGAACGAGUACCAGUUAAACCAUGGUCACCAACUCCGAAUAAUUCUAAUGGAUCAGCAGCCUUACACUUUAUAAAUAAUAAUAAUACCACCAAUAAUAGUGAAUCAGAGUCUCCAACAGCUACAUCACCACAAUUAACAUAUGCCUUACGAUCACUUUUUGAAAUGAUUACAGAAGAUCUAGAUAAAUUUGUUUAUACACCUGCACCAAAUGGUCUCGGAGAUAUUCAAUGUCGUAUAACACGUGAUAAACGUGGAAUGGAAAAAGGUCUUUUUCCAACAUAUUAUAUGCAUGUUGAAAGACCGGGUGAUGGAAAAAAAUUUUUUAUUCUUGCUGGACGUAAACGUCGACGUAGUACAACAUCAAAUUAUUUGAUAUCAACAGAUGCAACUGAUUUAUCACGCGAUGGUGAAAGAUUUAUUGGAAAAUUACGAGCAAAUAUGUUAGGUACACAUUUUACUGUAUAUGAUCAAGGUUCAAAUCCAAAAAGAAAUAUUCCUGUGGAAGAACAUCGUCGAGAACUAGCGGCAAUUGUAUAUGAAACAAAUAUUUUGGGCUUUAAAGGACCACGUAAAAUGACAAUUAUUAUACCGGGUAUGAGCAGUGAUCAUCAUCGUGUUGAAGUUCGUCCAAGAAAUGAAUCAGAAAGUUUAGUUGAACGAUGGAAACAUACGAAUAUGGAUAAUUUACUUGAAUUACACAAUAAAACACCAGUUUGGAAUGAAGAAACUCAGUCUUAUGUAUUAAAUUUUCAUGGACGUGUAACACAAGCAUCAGUUAAAAAUUUUCAAGUUGUACAUGAAGAUGAUCAAGACUAUGUAUGUAUGCAAUUCGGUCGUGUGAGUGAUGAUGUGUUUACAUGCGAUUUCAAAUAUCCAUUAUGUGCUGUUCAAGCCUUUGGUAUUGCCUUAUCUUCGUUUGAUGGAAAACUCGCUUGCGAUUUAAUUCUACCACCUCUUGCUGUAUGGAUAGCAAGAGAUAAAAUGUGCAGUGGUACUGUAGCUCUUAAUAUUCUUCUUACAAUACUUGGAGUUGUUCCUGGAACUAUUCAUGCAUGGUUUGUUAUUUGUUGCUGUAAUGACCUUUAA